AUGGCGCACAGCUUAUCCUCCUCCGAUGCUUCUGCUACUCACGGCCUCAAUCCAUUCGUCGCGCAGCUGCCCAUCGCCGCCUCCACCGUGCAACUCGUCAACAUUCCCUCUCAUGUGCCUGACAUCCUGGAUCUGAAAGACUCGAACUACUUCGCCUGGAGUUCCUUCUUCGAGCUGACGUUCCGCAAGUUCAGCAUCUUCGAUCACGUUGACGGCACGAUCGACGUCCAGACUCGCAUCUACGAUGCCGAGUGGACCAAGAUCGAUCACUGCAUCGUCUCUUGGAUCUACCUCACUGUGUCCAAGGACAUUCGCGACAUGGUGUUCCAGCGGCGCACGACGGCGUACGCCCUCUGGAUGGCGGUUCGUGGCCUCUUCCUCAACAAUGCCACGUACCGUGCCGUAUACGCGCUGCAGGACUUCCACAGGCUGUACCAAGGUGAGCUCAGUGUUGCCGAUUAUUGCUGCCAACUCAAGAAACUGGCCGACACACUCUGGGAUGUUGGCCACCCCAUCACUGAUCGGGAACUCGUCAUCAACACACUCCGCAGGCUCAACUCCAAGUUCAGCAACGCCAUCGGCGUCCUCGGCGCCAUGAUGAACCCUCCUCCAACUUUCUUGUACGUGCGCUCCUACCUGCUCUAG
Molecule: messenger RNA, 645 nt
Organism: Panicum hallii
Lineage: Eukaryota; Viridiplantae; Streptophyta; Magnoliopsida; Poales; Poaceae
Exons: 1
Coding region: 1-645 (214 amino acids)
Source: RefSeq, a predicted model, not a curated record